AUGCAAAGUGGUGGGAAAGCCGCGCACCACGUGCAGUCUUCAACGGAUGGUGGCGCUGUAAUAAAUGUCUGGUGGUGCGCGUUGACAUUGAGACCGACGGUUACACCUGCCCAGCCUGUGGCGAUCCUUGCGAGAGUGAUAGAGUCAGGGUUCGAGAAGCCGCAGCUGGGAUGUCUUAACCAAGAUAGAAAUUGA
This is a messenger RNA of Podospora pseudopauciseta, 195 nucleotides long. RefSeq lists its product as uncharacterized. Lineage: Eukaryota; Fungi; Ascomycota; Sordariomycetes; Sordariales; Podosporaceae. Bases 1 to 195 code for a protein of 64 amino acids. The record is from RefSeq and is a predicted model, not a curated record. The transcript has a single exon.